Molecule: messenger RNA, 983 nt
Organism: Malus domestica (apple)
Lineage: Eukaryota; Viridiplantae; Streptophyta; Magnoliopsida; Rosales; Rosaceae
Product: 3-hydroxyacyl-[acyl-carrier-protein] dehydratase, mitochondrial
Biological process (GO): fatty acid biosynthetic process
Cellular component (GO): mitochondrion
Molecular function (GO): (3R)-hydroxyacyl-[acyl-carrier-protein] dehydratase activity
Source: RefSeq, a predicted model, not a curated record
AACUAAAAAAAUAAAAAAUAAAAAACAAAUAAAAAAAUAAAUACAAGUAGCCCAUUUGCUGGUUACGUUUACUUUAAUUCUCUCCCUCUCUGUACUCCAAAAAAACAAAACAAAGACCGCAGCGAUGCAUUAUUAUUAUUGCAGCCAAUAUCAGAUUGAUGGUGCAGGUGGUGAGCAUACACUGCAAGUAGAUUAGAAGACAUUCAAACCUGUAUUUUCUAUGGAGAGGACAAUGCUAUUCUGGUAAGGCGUAAAAUCAACGUAGUUUCAUCGGGUUGAUACACUGUCGGACAGCGUUUAGAAACGGUUACAGUUAUGCUUGGCCGGAACUUACUCUCAGUCAACCUACUUUCUUUAAGAGGUUUUUCAUCAGCAGCAGCUGGUUUUCUUAGAAGUGGAGAUACAUUGAAGCAAAAUAGAGUAUUCACCAAUGAAGAUGUUUUGGAGUACUCAAAAGUGAGUCAUGACUCUAACCCUCUGCAUUUAGAUUCCGAGGCUGCUCAAAAUGCUGGAUUUGAAGAUCGACUGGUUCACGGGAUGCUUGUUGCUGCCCUGUUCCCCAAGAUCAUAUCUUCUCAUUUUCCCGGCGCUAUAUAUGUUUCCCAAAGCUUGCAUUUCAGGUUGCCUGUCUAUAUUGGAGAAGAGAUAGUUGGUGAGGUACAAGCAACUAACAUAAGAGAACAGAAGAACAGAUAUCUAGUGAAAUUCAAGACGGCAUGCUUCAAGAAUGGUGCUACCGUCAUCGAUGGUGAGGCUAUGGCCAUCUUGCCUACACUGGUUGCAGAACAAACGAGUACUUUGGAAUGACGGAAAGUCGGAAAGUCGGUUCAGGUCUACAACACAGACUUGCUAUGAAAUUAGACACUCAGCAUGCUGUAAAUCAAUUGAAUUAGGAUGAAGCCUUCCAUUUGUUUGUUUGUUUGGUUUAGGAUAAUGCGCCAUCGCAGUUGCUUUUCUUUGAGUAAAAAUCAAAUUUUACGAAA